GAUACAUUACAUGUUUACAAUUUUAGGCAUUACUCAAAAAUUAUGUGGUGGGAAAGGAUGGAAUUUUGUUGUCGAAAUAUUUGAAGGAACGAACCUGCUGGGAUCGUCAACGAGAAUGAAGAUGCCCUUCUUAAGAAAGUACUUCGUAAAGAAGAAAGAAAAGGGAGGCAAAGAACGGCUACAAGGCAAAUACAAGAAGCGUGAAAACACAACUGAAAUUCUUGAGGAACGCUUGAAGAGAUGUGCAUCAACACCUUGCUUCCAGUCAGUACUCUCAGAAACAGAUAUUUCAGAAUCCUUCAUCAUGGACUGUGCUAGCACUGAUAAUGCUGGUAUUGUAAUGGUUGCUCAUGACAGCAAUCCAAAUAGAACACACAGUUCUCACCUGCACCCUGAUUUACCAGAUGCUGGAGAAAGAUUGUCACAAUCCAGUUUUGAAAACAGUAGAAACAAUAAUAUGGGUGAUAUUUUAGAAGUAGUACAAAGACUACAGAUGACUGCAGAGUCAUGUCAGACUUGUACUACUGACAAAACACCCCCAGAGGCUACAAAAUCGGGAUACCGACACCCACCUCCAUAUCCUGAGCAAAUGGAACACUCUAUGAGCCCUUUGGAUAAGUAUCGACAUCCUCCUCCUUAUAGAGAGCCUGUGGACACCAUGUCAAAGUUUGAUGGAGCUAGUUUCUACUCCCACAGGGCAGGAAAAAUGGCUGGUGAUUACAGUGCAUUCUAUAAUCUUGAGGAAUCAAACUACAGACAUCCUCCAUCUUACAGUCAUUUCAGGGCACUCCCUGGGCCUUCGGGAGAUAGUGUUUCUCUGGACAGUAGAUUAGCUAAUGGACCUCCUAAGCUUAAAGUGGACAAGAAAGUCAUGAGUGAAUCAAAUUUGAGUCCUGCUGGUUACAGUUAUGCACAGAAUGCACCGAAGAAUGUUUCAAAUUUGUAUGGUAACAAAGGACUGUACAAUGCAUAUGGUGGAAAGCCAUUCUCAAAUGCUCAAGAUUCAAUCAGUUAUGAUCUGUCUUAUGGUGAGCCUUACAUGUCAGAAGCUGCAUCCCAAAGGUUUGGAUUCUAUGCAAAUCAGGGUGCUGCAUCCACAAACAAUGGGUUUAGUGAAAAUGGAAGUGAGUUGUUUACUUAUGGAGAAAAUGGUUCUACAUUUUCUGGCAGAGGCCAGGGAAUCUAUACAUCACAGGCUGAAUCUGUGGCAAAACCACAAGGACCUGUCACCAUGCAGCAAGGGAGAUUUGGUGAGAAGUUCUUCCCCUCUGGCAACAUGAAUGACAAAAAGAAUUUAGUGUUUAAUGGCAGUCAACUCAACGAAUUAGAUCUGUCUCUUCCUCCUGGGUUCCAAGUGUCAUGGACUCCAGAUGGGAGAAAAUAUUACAUAGAUCACAACACAGAAACAACAGAUUGGUGUCACCCACUUGAGAAAGCAGGUUUACCAGAUGGCUGGGAAAAAAUUGAAUCUCCUAACUUUGGAGUCUAUUACGUCAACCAUAACACAAAGAUAACACAGUAUGAACAUCCAGUGAAAACGCAGUUCAUCCAACACCAACAGCAGCAGGAGAGGAGAGUGUCAGAUGGAGGACGUCCAGAAUCACAAGCCAUUCCUGCACAGAAUCCCUUAGUGCCAGCAAAUCCAUAUAUCAGUGAAGAAAUACCUGAAUGGCUGCAAAUUUAUGCAAAGGCUAGCCCAGAUUAUGACUGUUUUCUAAAGUGGGAUUUGUUCCGUUACGCGGAGCUUGAUUGUUGGCAGACGAUGCUGAAACGAUUGUACAAAAAAGAAGUGGAACAGGUUGUGAUGAGGCACGAGGAGUACAGACAGGCCCUGCAGAGAGAGUAUGAACGUAAGCAGAAGAUUGAAGAGGACAAAAGAUUGAGCGAUCAAGCUCUGGCGGAUCUGGAUGAGUUAGAUAAAGAACUUGCCAAGUACUGAGAGAACCAAACAUUUUUUUUCCCUCUCCGUAACGGGAGUCAGGCGCGGGAAAACACCCGUGACUAAGUGGUGGUCAAGGUUGCGGUUGCAUCAUAUCGCUUGAAAAUGUGGAACAUUGACGCUCAACCAGAGCAAGGCUUACAUCGGAUUGGUUGAUUAGGUGGUGUAGUUCUCCAUCAAGCCAAUCACAGUAAAGCAAAGUGUGGCGAUUGCGCAUUAGUAAUCUUCUAACAUCACCUAAAAAUAAUAAUAACAUCUCAAGAAACGGCACGGAUUAUACUGAUACGUAAUUCCGAUAUUCAAAGGUAAAAUCAUGUCAGGAAUAUUCAUUUGACUAGAGUGGUCGCUAAACAUCACAACCCCAAAUGUUUAACUGUCACAUAUAUGCACACUGUAGCAGAAAUGUUAGAAGAAAUUAAAAGCAAAUAUAGUAAAUUUACAUUCAAUAUUUUUCCUAGACUAGAAAGUCAUUAGCAUUUAUGAAUGAGUAAAACACAAAGAGGAGAGAGGUCCUUAAUUAGUUUACCUCGCCUCAAUUUUGUAAUGUACUGUAAUAAACCGUACUGUGACCUCGAAUAUAUUUAAGAAAUUAAAGUUAAUGGAUUUGUAGAGCUCAUUUCCUGGUUUAUGUUGAAUUUAUUAAAAAAAAGUUUUUU
Pocillopora verrucosa is the source of this 2595-nucleotide messenger RNA. RefSeq names its product scaffold protein salvador. Gene Ontology annotation, biological process: negative regulation of cell population proliferation; positive regulation of apoptotic process; hippo signaling. The record is from RefSeq and is a predicted model, not a curated record. Gene Ontology annotation, molecular function: protein binding; molecular adaptor activity. Gene Ontology annotation, cellular component: cytosol. Lineage: Eukaryota; Metazoa; Cnidaria; Anthozoa; Scleractinia; Pocilloporidae.